Molecule: messenger RNA, 1515 nt
Organism: Aspergillus calidoustus
Lineage: Eukaryota; Fungi; Ascomycota; Eurotiomycetes; Eurotiales; Aspergillaceae
Source: the annotation of a GenBank genome assembly
AUGUCGCUCUCCAUGGCUGUGCCGCACGCGCUCUCCCUCACCAACUUCAACGACGCCCCUGCUUUUUGGGUCUCGGCCCUGAGCUUUGUGCUUAUUCCCGCGUUGUUGAUUUUCUGCCUUCAACUCAUUCCCAAUGGGCCUCCCAUCAAGGGUGUUCGUGGGCCACUCAUUGGGCGUUAUCUCUUCGGAAUUGACACUAAACUCGGCUUCCUCUCCGGCAGCAGUGCCUACAAAUUCAACGCCCUCCACAGAAACUACGGAAAAAUCGUCCGAUUCGCCCCCGGCCAGCUCUCAACAAAUACAAUCAAAUCCCUCCGCAACAUCUACGGGGCUGGCCUCGGAAAAAGCAACACCUUCCUCAAGACAGGCUUCUACCGCGCCAUCUCCAAGCGCAACAUCUUCACUGCCACCGAUCCCUACUACCAUGCGACUGUCCGCAAGCUCUUCAGUCCCUCGCUGAGCCCGGGGUGCAUGGCGGCGCAUGAGCCGGUGAUCAAGGGCUGCAUUUCUCGGUUCCACGCCCUCGUCAAGCAGCGCAUGGCCCGCAGCAAGGCUGUCUCUUUGAACGAUCUUUACUAUUCACUCGCGGUUGAUAUGGUCUCUGAGGUUCUACUUGGAAAGUCCCUGGGCUGCAUUGAACGAGGCCGACCCUUUUUCUGGACGGAGCAACUCCCUCGCAUCUUCUACUGGGCUACAAUCCGUGACCAAUUUCAAGGUUCUGGUGUGCCAACCCUCAUCAAGUGGAUGCUUCGUCAGAUCCUGCGCAAGGGUAUUCGUCAGAGGAGUGAAGAGGCAAGGAUGCGCCUGAUCCACGAACAACUGAAAGCAACGCACACCCGACGCGACAUCAUGGUCGAGGUCAUGGAACGCGCAGAAUCCAGCCAACUCCCGGAAGCCGAGAUUGCAGAAAACUUCUCGGCAAUCAUGCUGGCAGGGUUCCAUACGACCUCGCACGCCAUCUGUGCCGCCAUCUGGCUCGUCCUGUCGCACCCGGAGGUGCACGCGAGCCUGAAUUCCGAGCUGCGGACUGCGUUCAAAUCCGCGGAUGAUGUGUCGCUCGACGUCCUGCAGAAACUUCCCUGGCUCAACGCGGUCAUUACGGAGGCCCUCAGGAUCUACCCCCCUGUGCCGCUAGGAGGACCCCGGGUGUCUCCCGGAGCGUAUGUCGACGGUGUCUAUGUUCCCGCUGGUGUGGAAAUUUGCACGUCACUAUAUGCUCUGCAUCAUAACCCGGAAUACUUCAACGACCCCUCCAGGUUCAACCCCGAGCGCUGGAUAAACCCAGAGUCGACAGACAAGAAGGAAGCCGUGCAGCCCUUUUUGAUAGGCAGCCGAUCGUGCAUUGCCAAAUAUUUCGCGCAGCAAAUGCUCCUCCUCUCGCUGGCUUCAUUUUUCGUCGAAUUCGACGGCCAGUACGUCGGUCGCGUCAAGGACUGGACUCGCGAGAGCCGCUGCUACGCCUUCUGGGAACUUCCUGAUCUCAAGGUUGUUCUCCGCGAUGUAACCUCGGCGUGA